AUGUUGUCUAUCCUCAGAAAGGCACGUCUUAAGGACAAAGAGAUGCGUAUCCUCAUGCUAGGCCUGGACAACGCUGGGAAGACUACGAUAGUCAAGAAGAUUAUGGGCGAAGAUGUCAACUCCGUAAGCCCAACUUUGGGUUUCAUAAUCAAAACCAUCGACUAUGACGGGUAUCUGAUCGCCCUUUCCAGGGAUGUCGGAGGCCAGAAGACACUACGCUCAUACUGGCGCAAUUACUUUGAGAAGACAGAUGCGUUGAUUUGGGUUGUUGACGCGACGGACCGGUUGCGAAUUGAAGACUGCAGGGAGGAGCUGCAUGGCCUCCUACAAGAAGAGAGGCUAUCCGGCGCGAGUCUUCUUGUCUUUGCCAACAAGACCGACGUCAACGGAUGCAUGAACGAACGGGAGAUCCUCCAGGGACUGCAGCUGGAGGCAAUCCGAACGCAUCACUGGCAUAUUCUGCGUUGCAGUGCCAUGACGGGCAUAAACCUCAAGGAAGGCCUGGCUUGGGUGGUGGACGACGCGAAAAAGAGGCUCUUUCUGUACUAA
Messenger RNA from Colletotrichum graminicola M1.001, 549 nucleotides. RefSeq names its product ADP-ribosylation factor family protein. Bases 1 to 549 code for a protein of 182 amino acids. Gene Ontology annotation, biological process: protein folding. Gene Ontology annotation, cellular component: cytoplasm; microtubule cytoskeleton. The record is from RefSeq and is a predicted model, not a curated record. Lineage: Eukaryota; Fungi; Ascomycota; Sordariomycetes; Glomerellales; Glomerellaceae. Gene Ontology annotation, molecular function: GTP binding; GTPase activity. The transcript has 5 exons.